GAUGGCAACAAAGCAUCAAAUACAAGAUGGCAAAUUAUCGCACCAAACUCCGAGGCUAUGGUGUUCCUGAGGUGAUGUGUAAUGCACUGAAACACAAGAGCCCAGCAAACCAGAAGUCUGCAAAGAGUGUAAAAAAACCUCGAAAGGCAGAGGUAAACUACCUCCCCCCUUACCCAGCAGGAGAGGAUGAAGAAAGUCAAGAACAAGAGAGGAUUCAGUUGCUUACUGAAGUAAGAAAAAGGGACAACAACAAAUUGAUCAAAGAAAAAAUGGCCAAAACAUUUGCACACAGAAGAAACGAAAUCAUCAACCUAUCACCCAGCAUAGAAGACAUCAAAACCAGAUGGCCUGCUCUAUUUGAGCCCUCUCAAAUCCAGGAUGAGUUUCACAGAAUCACAAUGGUGCAUCUUGAAUCAAAGUUCAUGUCUAAGCUGGAUGAAUACACUCCGAAGCUUCUGAACAUCUUCCACUCCAAAGGUGGAACCAUGGGGUUGAGGUUGCAGGCCAUCCUACUCAAGGCUCCAAGCAACCAUAGCAUCAGCAUGACCAGAGAUGUUGUCAUUCGGUGUUUGAUGGUGUACCUUGGGGAAUCCACAGAUCAUCUCUUAAAGGAGUAUGAUGAUGCUGAUGAAGACAGUGUGUCGCAGGACCUUGCUGUACAAAGAACUAAAAUCUACAACAUCAAGACUACUACGCCAGAGGGUCCUGAUGACAUCGGCAUCGUAGUAGAGGGCGUGAAAGUUCUGACUGCUCUGGGUAACUUUCCAAGGGCUUGCUCCAUGGUCGUUGGCUUGGCAUAUGCAGUGAAUCUUGCCUAUCCCAAGGAGCUCAGGUACACGCUUGAAGUCUUCCAGAAACUCCUCCUUGAGCUGGAUUGUUCAAAGCUGUCCCCAAAAGUGAACAGCCUCAAGAAUAAGCUACUAGCUUAAGAAAAGGGACGCUCGCAGAAUGACAGGGAACAAUUAACUCACUGUCAAAACUGUCACAUGGUUACCCACUCACUGUGAAGGAACUGCAAACUGUUACUGAAGGAGACCUUUUGGAAUUUCUGAUGAGUUCAGUCUUUAGUAUUUGGACUUGGAAUUUGAAGAUUACUUUACUCUUCAUAAAAGUGACCAAAAUAAACAUAAAGACACCAUAAAGAUUGUUCACGCUGCCCUGAUUGUUCUUAACUUGCUUCCACUUGAUGAAAGUUUGGGCAUUUUCUUUUUCAACUGUUAAGUAACUAAAAAAUAUAGAUUUUCAGUGCAACAUGUGGUUGUUUAGAAAUAUCAAGCCAACCAUACUCAUUUUACGGGAGUGGCAUUGUGUUUUUGAAUUUGUAUUGCCACAGGCAGCUGUUAUUGUACCUUGUGAUUCCUCUGUGUACACCAGGGAUGCAAAUUUGACAUGUUUCAAUUGAUUGUUUAAGUGAGUCCUAUUUUAGCAAAAAGUAAAGAAGUAAGGCUAAUGGAAUAACUUGACCUUAUCCCAGACUCCAUGUGAUAUUAAUCAAUUACUUGUAGCCGUUUGAAAAACAUAAUGGCCCUGACGAUUUCAAUUGGCACAUAAAUGAAAAUAUAAGAAAAAUUUGCAGACUGAAAACAUUGUCUUAAUUUAAAUACACUAACAGGACUAAACCUUAAAUCACAUCAAAAAUCAAUGUGGAUAAUUUAAGCCAAUGAUGUAGCAGAAAUUAAACACCAUUAAAUGAUUAAACAUGUAUUAAAAAGAAUCCCAAAUGCCAUUAUAUUGUGUCCCUAUUGUACACAUACAUAAUUUCUGCCUUUGUGUUCUCAUAGCCUCUCUCUGUGUUUUAUUGUUGUAUUUUGACAUUUUGCACUAAACAACUUGAAAAAUGUUAGAUAAACAUGUUUAGAAAAAAAUGGACAAAUAAAUGUUUACCUGCUGUUCUUAUUAUGCAUGAUGAUUUAUUAACCCAAUUUAAGUUACCUGUGGCACCAAGAAGGCAUGAUAUUAAGUGUAUUAUACAUAAAAAAAGGAUGGCAACAAAGUGACAUGCAAUAUAAUUGAAUAGAUUUAAAGUAAUGUGAUACCAAUUAAAACUUCAAUGUAAACAAUUCAUUUAGGUACGGAUAAAUAAGAAACACAGUGUAAAUGUGUUGAAUUAGGCAACAAUGUGCUAAACUAUUAGUUAAUAUAAUUUAUUUUAUGUUAGUGAAUACAACUUAUUUUUAUCCAGAUAUUUAGUAAAUCUAAAUUAAUU
Sander lucioperca (pikeperch) is the source of this 2206-nucleotide messenger RNA. RefSeq lists its product as uncharacterized. The record is from RefSeq and is a predicted model, not a curated record. Bases 27 to 929 code for a protein of 300 amino acids. Lineage: Eukaryota; Metazoa; Chordata; Actinopteri; Perciformes; Percidae. The transcript has 4 exons.